UGGCUUCCGCGACAGAAGCAGAAGUGAAGAGGCUGGGGCCAGCUUCAGAGUGGAUGGUAGCCAACACCGGGCACUCCAGAGCCCAGAUACUGGACGCUGCAGUGAACAAUCUGGUGGACGUGUUAUGUAACAUGAUUUCAUACUACGACAAGCACAUAGAGCAAAGCCCACCAAGUGAUCUACUUAUAGAGGCACAGGAGCUUUGUCUUCCCAUUGCCAGCAAUGUGGAGUGCUUGCCUUUGGUCGUUUGUUGAAAUCCCGCACAACCAUCUAUCAUUACUGUCUUUUUUAUUAUCAGAUUGAAGCACUCUUGUACCAUUGUAGUCGACAGCGAUGGUAAGAGGCAUCAUAGAGAAGAUGAACCGUUCAGAUGAUGUUGACACUCUAUUGUUCAGGGAGUUCCCUAUAAUAAUAUCUCAACCACUCCCAAAAGCUCCAGUGUCUCCGUUGUCUCAGCAGUUUCUAGAGAAAGUAACUCACUUAAUGAAGUCUGGGGUUAGACUGUCUUACAAUUCACUGGUGGUACUAUGGACUACACAUCCUCCUGCUAUCCAACAAGAGUUGAUGGAGAUGGCAAGGACGUGUAUGACAUUGUCUUCUGAGAAGUCGUUCUUGACUUACAUCAAUGGCCAUGAUCUUGCAAGAGCAUGUGCUCAAUCCUCACAGCUCUUUGACUAUUCGACAUCUUUCUUGAGGGAAAUCGUAGAGAGAGAACCAGAGAAAUCUGUAUUCUUCCAUUUGUUUAACCACACCAUCACCAGAAAAAUACUAUCACAUAGGAGUCUUGAAGAAAAAUAGACAAAUUAUUCAGAGUCAGGUUCAUUCACACUUUACUUCUUUUAACUUCCAGACUGACACUGAUCUUCCGUUUAUUGUUGUUGUCUUCUUCAAAGAAAACCUAUAAUAAGAGAUACAUGUUGUUUUGUUUUAGAGAUUAAUGUUUUUCCCUUUGCUCAUAU
Geodia barretti is the source of this 959-nucleotide messenger RNA. NCBI's taxonomy places the organism in Eukaryota, Metazoa, Porifera, Demospongiae, Tetractinellida, Geodiidae. The record is from the annotation of a GenBank genome assembly.